Messenger RNA from Magnolia sinica, 778 nucleotides. Its product is annotated as mechanosensitive ion channel protein 2, chloroplastic-like. The transcript has 5 exons. Bases 1 to 372 code for a protein of 123 amino acids. The record is from RefSeq and is a predicted model, not a curated record. NCBI's taxonomy places the organism in Eukaryota, Viridiplantae, Streptophyta, Magnoliopsida, Magnoliales, Magnoliaceae.
AUGGCCGGGUUGAGAGGUCAUAUAAGGAUUUUCAUGGAAGUUCAAUCAUACUUAGGUUGGUCCCAGCAGUUGCAAUCAUGCCUUUUGCUGUGUGGGGUCUUGGGCAAUGAUAGUAAUUGGAAAAAGAGUAGUACAUAUUAUGUUUUGACCUCUUACCUGCAACCUUUGCUACUGUGGACUGGAGCAACACUCAUUUGCAGGGUGCUAGAUCCAGUAACUCUACCAUCUGAGGCAAGCCAAGCUGUUAAGCAACGACUUAUGAAUUUUGUAAGAUCGUUAUCAACUGUGAUGGCCUUUGCAUAUUGUCUAUCAAGGUCUGCAAAGGUGUGGAAAGAGCUGCAGACUGAGGUGGAUAAAUUACCUGAGGCCUGAUCUUAAGAGAGGCACAUCCUCGCAGCAAGAAGAGAACCUGAUAAUCGAACUUGAUACAGUUCUAGGCAACAGGCAACACCUUCGUACGAGCAGCCAGCUGGGAGGAGCCUUUGCUUUGCAAAAAACACCAUUCUUUGGAUCCAGCAUUGGAUAACCCCACUUUGGAAUGCCGCAGUUUAAAUAUAUUGCUACAAUUAUUCUUAUUCAUAAUUCUCUAGGGAUCAUACAGAAUCAGCAAAAGCUCAUCACAGGCAAGAUUCUAUAUUCAGCAAGGUGACCUCUGACAAGGAACCUUCUCUUAGAGUGGAUUUGAAGCUGCUGCUUUGAAGGAUCCUGGCCUCAUUGCCGGCGAGGAGGUGCGGAAGAUGGUCUAUCUUCUUGACAAGCUGGACACCUCCAUGAAGGU